AUGUUGGUUCGUAAGGUCCCGGUCCUGGCACCAGUCAACAACCCCGAAUUUGGUGCUAGUGACAGCAGCCCGUCAACUCACGCCCCCCUCCUCGAUUAUUUCCCGCCCACCCGCGAAGCACGAAUCCGCUGUCACCAAAGUGCGACUUCCUCUCCGAGUCCAGCUGUGGUGCGAAUAAAGACAGUCAUCGAGCUUGGUACGAAGGCAUUCGUCAUCCGGGGCCAGCCUAAUUACAAGACGCAGCCCACCGACUCACCUAAUAUCAGCACCUUGUCAUGUUUCGUUAUCAGUGGUACAUCCAAUUUGAGAGAUGAUCUUGAAGAGCCCAUGUCUCGACCCUAUUUUUUCUCCAAUAGUGGAAUCUUCGGCCCUUGUCGCCUCUUCUCCGACGAUACCGAAUCUUUUGUUUUGAGCACGAUACCAAGUCAAGAAGAUCCUCAAACGUAUCAAACGUUGAACGCCGCUGCAUUUGGGGCAUCGUCGCUCUGUGUUGCAGUUCCUUCGAGAUUCAACUCUUCUAAAGCUGAUCAUACGCCGUUUGCUGGACUGAGAGUUGCAGUCAAAGACUUGUUUCACCUCAAAGGAGUUCAUACGAGAUGUGGAAAUCGGGGUUACCGUAGGCUGCAUGGACCUUCAAGUGCCUUUCCCGAUGAUGUACAGCGUGUCAUCGACCUUGGAGGGGUCAUUGUUGGCAAGACCAAGACUGUUGAGUUUGGAGGGAGCCAAGAGGUUAUUGGCGACUGGUGCGACUACUUUGAUCCCAUGAAUUUCCGUGGUGAUGGAUAUCUCGCUGGACUGGGAGCAGCACCGGAUCAGCUUCAAGCCUAG
Messenger RNA from Colletotrichum paranaense, 828 nucleotides. RefSeq lists its product as uncharacterized. The record is from RefSeq and is a predicted model, not a curated record. The coding region runs from base 1 to 828 and encodes 275 amino acids. Lineage: Eukaryota; Fungi; Ascomycota; Sordariomycetes; Glomerellales; Glomerellaceae. The transcript is spliced from 4 exons.